This is a messenger RNA of Orycteropus afer afer, 1362 nucleotides long. RefSeq names its product keratin, type I cytoskeletal 42. The record is from RefSeq and is a predicted model, not a curated record. The transcript is spliced from 8 exons. Gene Ontology annotation, molecular function: structural molecule activity. Gene Ontology annotation, cellular component: keratin filament. Lineage: Eukaryota; Metazoa; Chordata; Mammalia; Tubulidentata; Orycteropodidae. Bases 1 to 1362 code for a protein of 453 amino acids.
AUGGCCGCCACCACCACCAGCAUCCGCCAGUUCUCCACCUCGGGCUCUAUGAAGGGCGUGUGUGUGCCUGGCGGAGGUUUCUCCCGAAUGUCUUCGGUCCGUGUUGGGGGUGCCUGCAGGGCCCCUAGCCUCCUGGGAGCCAGCAGCUGUGGCAACAUGUCGGUCGCCUCAUCCCGCUUCUCAGCAGGCUUGGGUGCCAGCUACAGCAGUGGCUACACCUGCAACCUGGGCGGGGGCUUUGGAUCCAGCUUUGGCGUGUCGGACGCCCUGCUCGGGGGCGGUGAGAAGGAGACCAUGCAGAACCUCAAUGACCGCCUGGCCUCCUACCUGGAGAAGGUGCGGGCCCUGGAGGAGGCCAAUGCUGACCUGGAGGUGAAGAUCCGAGACUGGUACCAGAAGCAGGGCCCCAGGCCUGCCCAAGACUACAGCCACUACUUCAAGAUUAUUGAAGACCUGCGGAGCAAGAUUCUGGCAGCUACCAUUGACAACGCCAACUUGGUGCUGCAGAUCGACAAUGCCCGCCUGGCAGCCGAUGACUUCCGCACCAAGUACGAGACGGAGCUGAACCUGCGCAUGAGUGUGGAGGCCGACAUCAACGGCCUGCGCAGGGUGCUGGACGAGCUGACCCUGGCCAGAGCCGACCUGGAGAUGCAGAUCGAGAGCCUGAAGGAGGAGUUGGCCUACCUGAAGAAGAACCACGAGGAGGAAAUGAAUGCCCUUCGAGGCCAGGUGGGCGGGGAUGUCAGUGUGGAGAUGGAUGCUGCCCCUGGCGUGGACCUGAGUCGCAUCCUCAACGAGAUGCGUGAACAGUAUGAGAAGAUGGCGGAGAAGAACCGCAAGGAUGCCGAGGACUGGUUCUUUAGCAAGACGGAGGAGCUGAACCGGGAGGUGGCCACCAACACGGAGGCCCUGCAGAGCAGCAGGACAGAGAUCACUGAGCUCCGCCGUACGGUGCAGAACCUGGAGAUCGAGCUGCAGUCCCAGCUCAGCAUGAAAGCGUCUCUGGAGGGCAGCCUGGCGGAGACCGAGGCACGCUACGGGGCCCAGCUGGCUCAGCUGCAGGGGCUCAUCAGCAGCAUCGAGCAGCAGCUGUGUGAGCUGCGCUGUGACAUGGAGCGCCAGAACCACGAGUACCAGGUGCUGCUGGACGUGAAGACGCGGCUGGAGCAGGAGAUCGCCACCUACCGCCGCCUGCUGGAGGGCGAGGACUCCCACUUGGCGACCCAGUACUCCUCAUCCCUGGCCUCGCAGGCCACCCGGGAAGCCACGGUGACCAGCCGCCAGGUGCGCACCAUCAUGGAGGAGGUCCAGGACGGCAAGGUGGUCUCCUCCCGUGAGCAGGUGCAUCGCUCCACUCACUGA